AUGGUAGCACUAGUAUUUUCUUUUGUAAUUAAGGACAUAAUAGACUAUUUUAUUAGUAUAAAAUCAUCAGAAGAAGAAAUACGUCUUGGAAAAAAAAAUCAAGAGUUCAAAGUAAAAUCUAAUCUGUGGGGAAACCUUUUUGACAAUUCAAACACAGAAACAAAACCAGAGAAUAGGAGCACCGAAGAUUCUUUUAUUGAUGAUAGAGAAAGUGAUGAUGACAUUAUACUG
Molecule: messenger RNA, 231 nt
Organism: Racocetra persica
Lineage: Eukaryota; Fungi; Glomeromycota; Glomeromycetes; Diversisporales; Gigasporaceae
Source: the annotation of a GenBank genome assembly